AUGGAAGCCCCGGGGCAGCCCGGGCGGGGCGCCUUCCGAGCCCCCAGCCCGUCCAGCUCCGCUCCCGGCCACCUGCAGAGGGAAAAGCCCGCCCAGGACCCGCUGUACGACGUGCCCCAGGCCGGCGGGGCGCAGGCAGGUGGGCCCCAGCGGCCCGGGCGCGCCGUGAGCCUGCGGGAGCGCCUGCUGCUCACCCGGCCCGUGUGGCUGCAGCUGCGGGCCAACGCGGCGGCCGCUCUGCACACGCUGAGGACCGAGCCCCCGGGGACGUUCCUGGUGCGGAAAUCUCACACUCGCCAGUGCCAAGUCCUGUGCGUGCGACUCCCCGAGGCCAGCGGCCCCUCCUUCGUCUCCAGCCACUGCAUCCAGGAGAGCCCCAGGGGGGUCUCCUUGGAGGGCUCCGCGCUUGCGUUCCCGGACCUGGUCCAGCUCAUCUGCACCUACUGCUAUGCCCGGGACAUCCUUCUCCUCCCACUCCAGCUCCCCAGAGCCAUCCGCCACGCAGCCACCCACAAGGAGCUGGAAGCCAUCUCCCAUCUAGGCAUUGAGUUCUGGAGCUCCUCCCUCAACACCAAGGCUCAGCCUGGCCCCUCCGAAGGCCCGUUGCUGCCCCGGCUGAAGCCCCGGUCCCCGCAGGAGCUGGACCAGGGCACCGGAGCCGCCCUGUGCUUCUUCAACCCCCUGUUCCCAGGGGACUUGGGCCCCACCAAGCGGGAGAAAUUCAAGAGGAGCUUCAAAGUGCGGGUGUCCACGGAGACCUCUAGCCCCCUGUCUCCUCCGGCCGUGCCUCCUCCCCCGGUCCCCGUGCUGCCAGGGGCAGCCCCCCACCAGACAGAACGGCUGCCUCCUCACCAGCUGCUGCGGAGGGAGAGCUCAGUGGGGUACCGAGUACCCAGCAGCGGCGGCAGCGGCGGGGCCAGCCCUGGUCUCCCUCCCCUCCCCUCCCUGCAGGAGGUGGACUGCGGCUCCCCCAGCAGCUCAGAGGAGGAAGGGGCCCCGGGAGUGUCUGGGGGAAGCCCAGCCACCUCACCCCAUCUGGGCCGCCGCCGGCCUCUGCUUCGCUCCAUGAGCGCCGCCUUCUGCUCGCUGCUGGCGCCCGAGCGGCAGGUGGGCCGCGCUGCGGCCUCGCUGAUGCAGGAUCGGCACACGGCCGUGGGCCAGCUGGUGCAGGACCUGCUCACCCAGGUGCGGGCGCGCCCCGAGCCCCGGGAGCUGCAGGGCGUCCGCGAGGCGCUGAGCCGGGCCCGGGCCAUGCUGAGCGCGGAGCUAGGCCCUGAGAAGCUGCUGCCACCGGAGAGGCUGGAACGCGUCCUGGAGAAGUCUCUGCAUCGCUCUGUGCUCAAGCCUCUCAGGCCCAUCCUGGCGGCCCGCCUGCGGCGCCGGCUCUCUGCGGACGGCUCCCUGAGCCGCCUGGCGGAAGGCCUCCGCCUGGCCCGGACCCAGGGCCCCGCGGCCUUUGGCUCCCACCUGAGCCUGCCCUCCUCGGUGGAGGUGGAGCAGGUGCGCCAGAAGCUGCUGCAGCUGCUCCGCUCCUACUCGCCCAGUGCCCAGGUCAAGCGGCUCCUGCAGGCCUGCCAGCUGCUCUACGUGGCACUGAGAACCCAGGCUGGGGAGGGCGCGGGGGCUGAUGAGUUCCUCCCGCUGCUGAGCCUGGUCCUGGCCCAGUGCGACCUUCCUGAGCUGCUUCUGGAGGCCGAGUACAUGUCGGAGCUGCUGGAGCCUGCCCUGCUCACUGGAGAGGGUGGCUACUACCUGACCAGCCUCUCGGCCAGCCUGGCCCUGCUGAGCGGCCUGGACGAGGCCCACAGCCUCCCCCUGACCCCCUCACAGGAGCUGCAGCGCUCCCUCCGCCUCUGGGAGCAGCGCCGCCUGCCUGCCACCCACAGCUCCCAGCACCUCCUCCGAGUGGCCUAUCAGGACCCCAGCAGUGGCUGCACCUCCAAGACCCUGGCCGUGCCCCCAGGGGCCUCGAUCGCCACCCUGAGCCAGCUCUGUGGCACCAAGUUCCGGGUUCCCCAGCCUGGCAUGUUCGGCCUCUACCUGUACAAGGAGCAGGGCUACCAGCGCCUGCCCCCCGGGGUCCUGGUCCACAGGCUCCCCACCACCGGCUACCUCGUCUACCGCAGGGCAGAGUGGCCUGAGGCCCCAGAGGCCUCCCCUGGGGCAGCGACAGAGACGGCCAGUGGGGAGCCAGAGGUAGGGGGCAAGGAGGGGGAAAAAAGGGGCAGGGGAGGUAGUGAUAUCGAAGUCAAAGCCAGCCCCAGGGACAGCAGGGGAGAGUCUGAGGCAACUGUGGAGGGGGCCAAGGAGGGUGAGGGCCAGGCCAGGGGAACUCCUGCUCAGCCAGGGGGGCCAGAGGCAGAGGGAAGUGGGGUGGCAGAGGAAUAGCUGGAAGUGGCCAGAGUGUCUUGGGGCAGGAGGCUCAGCCUGCAGGGAAGGCCUUUUAGAGCCACCAGCCACACUCGCCCUUCACCGUCCUCACCCCAGGGCCUUUCCGGUGUCUGCCACCACCUGUUUAUCUCUGUGAUCACACCUGCUGGGCGAGCACUUGGGUUGGGCACAUCUAGGACACUGGAGUAAAAACUCAGGGGGCUUGGAGGACCUCACGGCAAGGGCCAAGGCCCCUUGCCUCUUGUCCUUCUCCCCUGCUGGAGGUCGGCUGGCCAGCAGCGGAGAGUGCCCGACCUCUGGAGCUGCGGAGGGCCUCUGUCAGGCUCUUUCUGCAAUGCCCCCACCCCCUUAGAGAGGGGUACAGCCUAGAGUAGGGCUACUGCCCAAAAAGCCCACUCCAGGCUGGGGCUUCAACGCUCUGAAGAGUUCCACCCUCUCUGGGGGACUCAGGGAGGCAGCAAGGGUUUGGGGCCCCCAGCCCACCUGGAUCAGGAGCACCUCCAAGCCUGUAUACUCACCUGUGAAGCUGCUGACCUGCCCCCCCACCCAGAAGUCCACCAGGGCUGGAGCUCAGGCCAAACUGAGCUCAGACCAGGGGGUAGGGAGGGAAGGGGUGGGAUGGGAGCAGCGCCCCCACCCUCCAAGCGCCUGUUCUUGCAAUGACCCGAGGGUAUGUUCAUCCAGGGGAACCCGGGAGGGCAGCUCCCAGCGAGGAAGCACCAAGUCCCAAUCUUCCGCCCAGGUGGGAAGUCCUGCCAGGCAGGCUGGCAUCCCAAGGGACCCGGACAGGAGAGAUACCACCACUGGCAGGGAGAGAGGCUUCCCUCUCUCCAAGUGGAGGCGGGGGACUUUAAAAGCAUUUCUCUGCACUUAACAUACUGGGAUUGCAGAAGAGCUUUAUGGGAGGCAGGGCGGGGCAUAUUACCCACCGAAGCUCAGGAAAGUGACCCAGCACUUUCCUGGGCUCCCCCACCCAAACCUGGGCUCAGGUCCCAACUACAUCCUCUAUUCUAAGACACCUGUAAAUUAACCCUCCAGGCCCAGCAGCCCCAAAGGCAGCCCUAGGUGCCCAGAGCAUCAGCAAACCCCAGCAAAGAACAAGCCAGAGACGACCACUAGGUGGCGCGCGUGGCUCGAGAAGCUGCGGAAGAAGUGUGGGGGGGGGGUGCUGUGACUCCAGGGCCCCAGCAACCCAGUGGUCACAGGUUAUGACAGGCAUCCUGGAAUGGAGGCCGAGGCUGCAGGCCCCAGCUCCCCUGGAGUCAGGGGAUCCUGGGGGUCAGACACUGAUCACAAAGGGAUACCAGCCCGCAUGUCGGACACACGCAAGGUCCAAGCCCAGACCUUCGAGUCAGACCAUCCAGACACAGCCCAGGUGCAGGGCUCCCAGAUUUCCCCAGAGGCCACUGGCAGCCCUUACCUCUCCAUUUCUCGCCGGCAGGGAUCCCCCGGCUCUUUUGUUUGCCUUCCCUCCCCCAUGACUACCCCCAGCGCCUGGCACAGUGCUGGACACUCCAUGGGCGCUCAAUAAAUGUUAU
Molecule: messenger RNA, 3929 nt
Organism: Talpa occidentalis (Iberian mole)
Lineage: Eukaryota; Metazoa; Chordata; Mammalia; Eulipotyphla; Talpidae
Gene: RIN1
Product: Ras and Rab interactor 1
Exons: 10
Coding region: 1-2388 (795 amino acids)
Biological process (GO): signal transduction; vesicle-mediated transport
Cellular component (GO): cytosol; endocytic vesicle
Molecular function (GO): small GTPase binding; guanyl-nucleotide exchange factor activity
Source: RefSeq, a predicted model, not a curated record